Molecule: messenger RNA, 2440 nt
Organism: Pseudogymnoascus destructans
Lineage: Eukaryota; Fungi; Ascomycota; Leotiomycetes; Thelebolales; Thelebolaceae
Exons: 2
Coding region: 224-2440 (738 amino acids)
Source: RefSeq, a predicted model, not a curated record
CGUUCAGAUAAUCGUCGUAACCAAUAGCGGCAUCCACCCUCUUUCAAGCGCUUCGAGAUUUGGGUGAUCUCGACCUUUCGCUUCGCUCAAGCGAAAGGUUGGCUAGGACGAUUAGUGCUUCACUUCAGCCUUGUUCAUUUUAGUCAAGCUCACUUUAGGAACCUUUAUAGCGUUUUUAUUGUUGUGACGUAUCGUUCAUUAACUCCAUAGAUGAGAAGAUAAAAUGUCCGACAUUGACGACCAGUUAAGCACGCUGUGCGAAGUGUGCCUGAAGGUUUUCAGCCUCAACCCAGACAACGAUACCGAAUACUCUCAUCACCCAAAUCUCGAAGCGCUUCGGCAAGCGAAAGAGGGUGGAUGCUCGCUAUGCAACGUUAUUUGGGAUAGUAUUCAGGAUCAUCAUGAGGGUGAAAUAGUUUGGCGCAGGAGAAAGAUCUUCGACCAACCUCCGGUAAUGUUGCAGUUCUAUAGCAAAAACCACGAGAAGGAGGAGGACUGGAGAGUAGACCUUGGGAUAGGACCGCUUAAAGAAUAUGACAAUUCCGAUGGCGACGAGCCAUGCAGCAGAAAGCAUACUCCAGGAACAAAGACUGAUUCGCCAGAAACAUGGCGUCUCAUUAAUCAUUGGUUACACGACUGCAUCAGCAAUCAUACCGGAUGCACCAUGUCUAAAAGAGAUUCAAACAGUAGUCGUAACAACUUACCUGACCGAAUCAUUGACGUUGGAAAGCCCGGUGACGCUACUGUACGGCUGCGUUGUGCCGUCGAUAUGAAUCCCGAGGAGCGUACUUCCCGCUAUCUCACACUCAGCCAUCGAUGGCCGAAGGGUCAGUUGAUCAGCCUCACGGACAAAACCUUGGCUUCCUUCAAACGUGGAAUACCUAUUUCUGAUCUGCCAAAGACCUUUCAGGAUGCAGCCCAAGCAACUCGACAGCUGAAAGAAAGGUUCCUGUGGAUCGACUCCCUUUGCAUCAUGCAAGACUCAGUGUCGGACUGGAGAGAGCAAGCCGCAAAGAUGGGGAGCAUCUAUAUGUAUGGUCUAUGUAACUUGGCAGCAACUGCAGCCUCUGACUCGACCGGCGGUUUAUUCUUCGACCGCAAUGUGGCGGCUAUCCAUCAUCUACGAGUUCGCUGUAACUGGACGUUUCUAGGUCCAAUCGGACGGUAUCCACAUACUUCUGGUGGACUUUUUCGUGUCGAUGACUUCCUUUUGCUGAAUAAAAUGGUUGAACAUACAGAACUCAACACUAGAGCCUGGGUGUUUCAGGAGCGACUACUCUCCCCACGAAUCGUUCACUUUGCACAGAAUCAGUUGGUAUGGGAGUGUAGGAAUGGUCGAGCCUGCGAAAUGUAUCCAGAUGGCGCUCCUAAUGGACCCGGAAGCAUAGCUAAAUGGUCGCAUUUUUGGCCUAUAAAAACCUUUGCUCAGGAGCUUACGACUAAGGGCGCAAAGACCCAUCGCGACUGGAGACUUAUCGUGCAACGAUAUUCCGGGUUGGAUCUAACUAAGAGGAAGGAUGUACUCGUUGCUCUCUCUGGUCUUGCAAAACUUAUGCAAAACGCCAUGGGUGAUGAGUAUCUUGCUGGAUUGUGGGAGACAACAAUAGCACACGACUUACUUUGGGAGCGCACAGGCCGUAUUGCGCACAGGCAAGGUGAUGCAACGGAUAUUGGAAAGUCAUUUGCACCUACAUGGAGCUGGGCAUUCCUAGAUUAUCAGGUGGCUUGGGAUAAUUUUCAAGAAUGGGCCACAGAGAUUCACAUGACACUACUUCGAUCCGAUUUUCUUCCCAUUCCUGCCCAAACCUUCAUCCAAGAGCCCACCCCAAGGAAUGGGCGGGAUCCAUUAACUGGGAUAUUUCGAAAUGGUUCGGCCGCCUCUAACCACGGAGGAGGCGAAAGUAACAGCGGUAUAGGUGCAGCAAGCGACUCGACUCGGAAACUUUAUCUCAAGGGAAGAAUUUUCAAGGUCCCAUGCAGUAAAAACAAACGAUAUGUUCCAAUGCCUAGCACGAAUCCCGAAAACAAAGUUAUAGAAGUUGUCAUAUCUGGCCAUACUUAUCCUGCGUGGGUCAUUUAUGACAAUCCUCAAGAACAAGAUGUAUUCUUUAUCUACCGAGACACCUUUCCCGCCUCGUAUGGGGAAUUUCAGUUCAUGCCUGUGGCAUACUGCCCGAUCGAAGCAUACGGCUACCGCUGGUAUGGCCUUAUUCUCAAAGCUGGAGAAGAUCUGCCAGACCAUUACCGGAGAACUGGACGGCUAGAAAUUUUAAUGUCACCAGAUCAGUUGGCUGAGGCGUUACGAAGCGGGGACCGUGGCGGCCAGCUUGAGUCGUUUGACUCAGAUUUGCAGUGGCUUAUCACUCUUCAAGGUGUGAAGGCUUUUGAUAAUCUAGAUAUGGCAAGACACGGCUAUGAGUGUGAGAUAACUCUGGUUUAG